UACUGCGCAUGUACGUGCACUAUGCUCGGCCAUCCAGUGGGGUAAUCGUCUUCCUCUUUGGAGAGAACUUCGCCUGCCUGCCUAUGCAUUGGAUUUGAUUAUACUUGUGUUUCGGUCCUCGGUAUGGACUCUCAAAAAGAGGCCUUACAGAGAAUAAUAACCACGUUGGCCAAUAAAAAUGAGGAGCUCCAGAACUUUAUGGAAACACUUACUCACUCUCUGGCUGGUGUCCAGGUGAACUCCCCACAGGCAGUGUCCGACCUGGAGGAGGAGUUUGACAGGUUAUUCACCAUCCUGGUUGAGAUGAAGGAGAGCAUGAUCAACACCAUCAAACAGGAAGGGGCCAAGAAGACACAGGAACUGCAGGUACCUGACCCCUAACCCCUGACCCCUAAC
Molecule: messenger RNA, 396 nt
Organism: Oncorhynchus gorbuscha (pink salmon)
Lineage: Eukaryota; Metazoa; Chordata; Actinopteri; Salmoniformes; Salmonidae
Product: FSD1-like protein
Exons: 3
Coding region: 124-381 (85 amino acids)
Source: RefSeq, a predicted model, not a curated record